Molecule: messenger RNA, 2096 nt
Organism: Xylona heveae TC161
Lineage: Eukaryota; Fungi; Ascomycota; Xylonomycetes; Xylonales; Xylonaceae
Product: MFS transporter
Exons: 13
Coding region: 248-1792 (514 amino acids)
Biological process (GO): transmembrane transport
Cellular component (GO): membrane
Molecular function (GO): transmembrane transporter activity
Source: RefSeq, a predicted model, not a curated record
CAACUGCUUGUGAGGCAAUUGCACCCACUUCAUGCCCCAAUCCUUGACAUUUCUUGAGAGUUGUAUAAUCAAUGGUUCUUACGUUUUAUUUCAAACGUGAAGAUCAUCUCCACCAAAAACCGGAGCAGUAAUCGGGUCAACCAUCCACCGCCAUUUGGCGCAAUUGAAUCGGCCCACGGCUUGAUAGAAAGCCGACUUGCGUCGAACAAUCUCGUAUUGGGCCAUUGCUCUCUUGUCCGCUCUCAAGAUGUCAAAUACCAGCUUCCCUGAUGCGUCGGAUUCGACACAUCGAACAACUCGUAUAGUAUCAGUCAUAGCAGCCACAGCCGUCGCGUUGGCAUGUGGCACGAAUUAUGUAUAUUCGGCAUGGGCGCCGCAAUUUGCGGAGAGAAUGAAGCUCUCAUCGACACAAAGCAAUCUGAUUGGCUCUGCGGGAAAUCUUGGCAUGUAUGGCUUCGGUAUCCCAGUGGGAUUAUUGGUAGAUAGAAAGGGUCCUCGCCCGGGUGUGAUUUUGGGCUCACUUCUUCUACUCGUGGGAUAUCUUCCCAUGCAUCUUGCUUAUGAUGCUGGCCCUGGCUCGAUAAGCGUUGCUGCCCUAUGUUUCUUCUCUCUUUUGACCGGGUGUGGAAGUUGUUCAGCGUUCUCUGGGGCGAUCAAAUCCUCGGCACUCAACUGGCCCCACCAUCGUGGAACAGCUACGGCUUUUCCUCUUUCUGCAUUUGGUCUCAGCGCAAUCUUCUUUUCGACCAUCUCUUCUCUGAUUUUCUCCGACAAUACUUCGGGCUUUCUCUUGCUCCUGUCCAUUGGCACAUUUGGUCUCACACUCGUUUCGGUAUUCUUCCUGCGAAUAGUUCCUCAGACCGGAGCGUAUACUCGCAUACCGGCCCACGAAAGGCGGAACUCAGACCCUCACCGUGCUCACCGGAGAAAGUCCGAACAGGGUCAUUACCAGAACAAUGCAGAAGAACCUGACGAAAUUUCUUCCCUUCUUUCUACCUCUCCUGAUCCAGAACAAUCUGCCACCGAUUUGCCUAGAGCGAAGAUUGACGAAGGUCACAACCACCAUCUAGAUAUUCGGGGCUUGGUUCUACUCUCGAAACCCGAUUUUUGGCAGCUCUUUUCCUUGCUGGGACUCCUGACAGGUGUAGGAUUGAUGACCAUCAACAACAUUGGAAGUGAUGCCCGAGCCCUAUGGAUUCAUUAUGACGAUAGCGUGCCGCGUGAAUUCAUUCAAAACCGUCAGGUCGUCCACGUCUGCGUGCUUUCAGCUAUGAAUUUCCUUGGGCGUCUCUCAAGCGGGAUCGGUUCUGAUCUGAUUGUAAAGAGAAUGGGUAUGAGUCGUUUUUGGUGUGUUAUUGCUGCGAGUACAGUAUUUUGUGUCGCGCAACUUUCCGCCACGCAAAUCAACAAUCCGCAUUCAUUAUUCGUGGUAUCUGGUCUGACUGGAUUGGGUUACGGUUUUCUGUUUGGUGUAUACCCGGCAUUGGUAUCGGAGAAGUUUGGCGUUCAUGGUCUCUCUCAGAACUGGGGCUGCAUGAUUUUCGCUCCUGUCAUCAGCGCAGAGCUAUUUAACCUGAUUUACGGGGCCGUCUAUGAUAAGCAUUCGGUUGUACUGCCCGACGGCGAGCGUCAAUGCCAGGAAGGUCUCGCCUGCUACCGAGAAGCAUACUGGGUUACCCUCGGCGCAAGCGUCCUCGGUCUUUGCAUCUCAUUCUGGUGCGUGUAUCACGAGCGCGCUGAGCAAAAGAAGCUUGCCAGAAGAGAGGGGCUCGAGGCCGGUCACGAAUCCUAAACUCGUCAAGUAUAUGUGAUUUUGAGCACCUGGUUGCAUUCUUUUUGGUGGCCUUAGGGAGCGUUUUUAUCUUUACUAUAGAAGAUUGGUCACGAGAACAAGGAUGCUGGAUAUUCUUAUACCUGCGACAAGUAAGAUCAGCUUGGUUAUUAGCACGCCAAACUCAUCGAGCGGGUAAUCUAUUUUCGCGUCUACACGUCUACGGGCUUUGGCAUGUUUCACCCGGGCCGUUGAGCGGCCUUGAUAGCGUUGCAGCUUUUAUAGAUUUUUCAUAUUUAUAGAUUUAUUUCAUAUUCAAGCCAGC